CCUAGACAUGGUGACCAUUCGGCAAGCCCUGCUUUCUGUGAAAGGCGAGGACGCUAGUUCCAUUUCGCCAAUUGUUGCUGCCCUUUCAGAUUUAGGCUUUGACGUAGAUGCCGAGGUCAGCAGCGCUUUCCGCCUGCUGAACGCGGAACAAGCAGCAGGCCUCAAUCUUCGACAGCAGUUGGCUCUAAAGGCCGCCAUCCAAGUGGUUCUGGAUGAGAAUGCCACGCGCUUCUUUGGUGCACUGCAUACCAUGCAUGGUCAUGAUCUUCUGAACCGUUACUGUGGCAACUACUGUCCCGCCACCGGGUCCCAGCUCUGGUGUGAAGUCUUUGUAAAGGCUAAUGCGUUGUGCUACGAUAAGUCUUUGUGGGCCGUGAGGAAGAACAUUGGUGGCACCGUACGUUGCCACGGGAAAAGCGGUAAAUCCAAGGCCGAGAGUCGUACGUCUUGGUGUCGUACGCUAGGUUGUGAUAGCGCAACAGAAAGUGCUGAUUCUGGCACCAGCAAUGCUGCAGCAGGCCUGCCAGCUUGCAAGCUGCAGCUCCGGCGAGACUCACAGAACCAGGACCUGUUCUUCUUUGAGCCCAUGGACACCAACAGCACUGCAGCUGCUGUACGCGCUGGCGUGAGCAGCAGGUUCUUCCUGGACCCCGAGGGCAGGCAGAUAGAUGAGCUGCAGAAGUGGCUGGGCCUUGUCGAGGAUGAGCACCGUAAUGGCAGACCCAUCCCACCGCUGAUCAUCAACGGUCUGAUCAAGAGUGGCAAGUCCUACAUGCUCAAGGAGGUUCUGCCUGCUGUGGCCAACACCUACUACAGCAGCGGCCGGCAGCAUGCCGGCACGGUGCUUUCAGAGCCCAACUUCCUGCAUGUGAAGUGCUUGACCUUAGAUCGGUUGAGCGGCAGCAGUGUCUUCCUUCAGGAAUUCCUCAUUAAACUCAAGCGGAGCGCUGCCGACCAGCAGCUCUCUGCUGCCGCCAGCACGCCUGCACCCAGCGACAACUCGGCUGGUGCUGUAGUGGACGCCAUUCAGGACUUCAUGUGGCGCCUGCCACGGGACCGCCUGAACUUCCUGCUGAUUGACGAGGCGCAGAGCUUUUACCUGCUUAAGCGGAGCAUGUGGGAUGACUUUUCGGGGGAUGGCUUUUCGCCGCGCGGCUCAACUCUGGACAUGGACGAAGUGCAGCUCAUGCGGCGCAUCUUCAAGAAACUCCUGCUGGACAGCCCCCACUGGGUCGCCUGGGCCAUCACGGGCAGUGGCAUGGCGACGCUAUGGGCCAACAUUGCUGCCACCCCG
Messenger RNA from Volvox carteri f. nagariensis, 1294 nucleotides. RefSeq lists its product as uncharacterized. The transcript is spliced from 9 exons. NCBI's taxonomy places the organism in Eukaryota, Viridiplantae, Chlorophyta, Chlorophyceae, Chlamydomonadales, Volvocaceae. The annotation marks the transcript as partial. The record is from RefSeq and is a predicted model, not a curated record.